GCCAAAAUUCUGAUAAUGCAUUGUCUAUUUUAGCAAAUAUUUUCUAUUUUAUUUUGGUUUGUACUAUAAUGGAUACCUAUAAGUCUAAAGACACUGUUAUAUCAAAGCAAUAUAGUAUUAAGGAUGCUCAAAACUCUAAAGA
Molecule: messenger RNA, 142 nt
Organism: Dentiscutata heterogama
Lineage: Eukaryota; Fungi; Glomeromycota; Glomeromycetes; Diversisporales; Gigasporaceae
Source: the annotation of a GenBank genome assembly